ACAAAAAAGUUUGUACACCUACGUAACAAAAUUUAGUAAAUAAAUUCAUCAAUUAAAUAUUUUUGUGCAUCCGACGUGAUCAGGUUUAGUCAAAACUAUACAAAACAAUACAUCACAAUGACUGCGCUCGCUUUUAGAGUUAAAAGUAAAAACGGUCAACAAACAUUAAAAGACUUGACCUCUGAUAGUACUGUGGGUGAAUUAAAAAUGUUUCUUUCAAGUGUAUCAGAUAUAAGUUUAGACAGAAUUUGUGUGUUGUGUGGAUAUCCGCCCAAGCCGUUGGAUAUAAGCAACGACGAUAAAACAAUUACCGACAUAGGAUUAAAGACAGGAGAAACUUUGAUUGUGGAAGAGAAAACUGUACCAACAACUGCUACUGUUACGAAACCAGAUCAGACAAAGCCUGUCGAAAAUGGCGUUACUCAGGAGCCGACGGUGCCCUGUAGACCUGGUAUCUUAAUGAAGAAAGUAGUUCCUUCUGAUAAUUCAUGCCUUUUUACUAGUAUAGGAUUUGUAUUAAAGGGUACCAUUGAUACAUCAUGUCAUACCUUAAUGCGACAAAUUAUAGCAAUGGAAGUAGCAAGCGACAAAGAUACAUAUACUGAAGCUUUUCUAGGUAAAUCUAAUGUAGAAUAUUGUGAUUGGAUACAACAACCUACUUCGUGGGGUGGUGCUAUUGAGGUUGCAAUUCUCUCUCGUUUUUAUGGUGUGGAAAUGGAUGUAGUUGACACACUAAAUGCAAUUAUCAAUCGCUUUGGAGAAGAUAAAAACUAUGGACAAAGAGUGUUCUUAUUAUUCGAUGGGGUACAUUAUGACCCUUUAUAUCUAGAACAAUCCGAUGGAGGCAUCCAAACUAUUUUCCCAUUAGAAGACAUGGAUAUCUACAGAGAAGCUGAACAGUUGGCACAUGAAGCAAAAUCUUCAAGGCAGUUUACCGACCUAAAUAAGUUUACACUAAAGUGUAUGGUUUGUAACACCUUGCUCACUGGGCAGAAAGAAGCACAAAUUCAUGCUAAGGAGACCAAACACGCAAACUUUGGAGAAGUGUAGUGUAUGGUUCUGUUAAUUAUUUUCAAUUUUAUGUUUGAGUAUGGUCACCUAUUGAAAUCAACUAAAGAAAAUUUAAUAAGAUAUAGUCAUUUACAAUAAAAAAAAAUCACAAAAGUGCUAAAUAAUUGUUAGCUUAUUAUUUUC
Aricia agestis (brown argus) is the source of this 1194-nucleotide messenger RNA. It is a transcript of the gene Yod1, whose product is annotated as ubiquitin thioesterase OTU1. The transcript has 4 exons. Lineage: Eukaryota; Metazoa; Arthropoda; Insecta; Lepidoptera; Lycaenidae. Gene Ontology annotation, molecular function: cysteine-type deubiquitinase activity. Gene Ontology annotation, cellular component: cytosol; nucleus. Gene Ontology annotation, biological process: protein deubiquitination; endoplasmic reticulum unfolded protein response. The record is from RefSeq and is a predicted model, not a curated record. The coding region runs from base 118 to 1050 and encodes 310 amino acids.